This is a messenger RNA of Eruca vesicaria subsp. sativa (arugula), 210 nucleotides long. The record is from the annotation of a GenBank genome assembly. Lineage: Eukaryota; Viridiplantae; Streptophyta; Magnoliopsida; Brassicales; Brassicaceae.
GUGUUCGAGUUUAGAAACAGAAACAGCGUUUGGUUGGAUGAUAUAAACAAAAAGGUUGACUGCUCACUUAUUCAUAAAGUAGAAGCUGAUGAUGGCAGAGAGCUCAUAGGGUUGAAACCAAAUCACAUAGAAUACCACUGUGAAGCAGGUAGCUUCUGCUCUCUAGCUUGUAAAACGGAGAACGUGAUGAAUCAGUUUGGUACACUUUAA